Scheffersomyces coipomensis is the source of this 1509-nucleotide messenger RNA. It is a transcript of the gene PHO8, whose product is annotated as Pho8p. Lineage: Eukaryota; Fungi; Ascomycota; Pichiomycetes; Serinales; Debaryomycetaceae. The record is from RefSeq and is a predicted model, not a curated record. Gene Ontology annotation, molecular function: alkaline phosphatase activity. Gene Ontology annotation, biological process: dephosphorylation. The transcript has a single exon. Gene Ontology annotation, cellular component: fungal-type vacuole membrane. Bases 1 to 1509 code for a protein of 502 amino acids.
AUGACUUUCAACUUAAAAGUUCUUGUAUUAAUCGUUAUCUUUUUAUUUGGUAAUAUUGUUACUUCUAUUCCAGUUGACAAUGCUGCUGUUAGAAAACAAAAUAUCAUCUUCUUAGUAUCGGAUGGUAUGGGUGCUGCUGCUGUUCAAUUGGCUAGAACUUUUAAGCAAACUCGUGAUGAUUUAGAAUUCAACGAUUUAUUAAACUUAGAUACUUCUUUAAUUGGUACAUUCAGAACUAGGUCGAAUGACUCUUAUGUUACUGAUUCUGCAGCAGCUGGUACUGCUUUAGCUACAGGUAAAAAGACUUACAAUGGUGCAAUUGGAGUCGACCCAGAAAACAAAAAACCAAUCGGUACUAUCGGUGAAGCUUUGAAACAAUUAGGUUAUACUAUUGGUAUUGUCGUUACCACUAGAGUUACUGAUGCUACACCAUCUGUUUGGUCUGCACAUGCACUCUUAAGAGGUCAAGAAGAUUUAAUUGCUGAGCAAAUGUUAGGUGUUGGACACCCAUUAGGUAGGGUUAAUGACUUGAUCUUAGGUGGUGGUAGAAAUUUCUUCACUCCACUCGACUCUGAAGGAGGUGCUAGACCAGAUAACAGAAAUUUGGUUGAAGAAGUUCAAGCUAAUGGUACUUGGACUUAUGCUGGUAACAGAGAACAAUUUGAUGCUUUACAAGGUGGUGAUAAUGUUACCUUGCCUUUACUUGGUUUAUUUGCUGACAAAGAUAUUCCAUAUAAGAUUGAUCGUGAUGAAAGUGUUUAUCCAAGUUUAUUGGAAGAGACCCAAGUUGCUUUAAAAGCUUUAGAUAAAGCAACUGAAGAAAAUGAACAAGGUUUCUUUUUGAUGAUUGAAGCCUCAAGACCAGAUCAUGCCGGUCAUGCUAAUGAUGCUCAAACCAUUGCUCGUGAAGUUUUAGAAUUUGAUGAUGUUAUUGCUGAAGUCUCUAAAUUCGUUCAAAAUUCAACUACUGACACUAUUGUUGUUUCUACUGCUGAUCAUGAAACUGGUGGUUUAUCUGUUUGGGGGACUAAACCAAGUGAUUAUCAGGCUAUUUUCAAUGCAACUCACUCAAGUGAAUUCUUGGCUGGUUCAAUUGAAGAUUUCCCUCAGAAAGAUAACGAUACUGCUUUGACUGAUUUUAUCACCAAAGAUGUUCUUCAAGAAGGUUUAGGUUUAUCUAAGUUCACUGAUGAAGAAGUUCAAAGAGUUAAGGGAAAAGUCGGUACUUCCAAACUUGCUCCAACUAUUGCUAACUUAACUAGUUCAAGAUCUAAAGUUGCUUGGGGUACUGGUGGUCAUUCCGCUGUUGACGUUGAUAUCUACUCAUUUUCGAAUUCUGAUUAUCUUAAACAAAAGGUCUUGAAUACUAAAGAUGGUUUAGCUGGAACUCAUGAAAAUACUGAUUUUUCAAACUUCAUUAGAUCGAUUGCUGGAAUUAAUUUAGAUGAAAUCACUGAUCUUAUCGCUGAUAUUAAUGUUAACACUACUCUUCCAUCUGGUAGUGAUUAA